GUUUCAACCAUUUUCUCUUGUUUUCCCUUCCCUUGUCCAUGUCCAGGGCCGUCAACUCCGUUUCUCUUGUGUUCAGUUGCAUCCGAAUCCUUCUCGCCAUCACUUCCCUUGUCGUCGUCACCAUCGCCAAAAACUCCCUUCCAUCUUUUGGUCUCUUCCACGCGUGUCGCUGCGGCAUCGUUUGCGCCAUUCCGGCCUCUUGGACCGGCCCUACAUACCACCAACGGGAUACCACCAACGGGUACAAGGUGUUCGUGGAUUGGGAAACAAUUGAAAACAUUUCGGCAGUGGCUUUGUCACGUCGCUACUCGCUACAUUCUACUCAUUCGGCCCAAUAUCCAGCAUCGGCUAAAUGGCUUUGGAAGGAACCAACUGAGCCAAUUUACCGAAUCCUUUUCACCACUACCAGUACCUACCUCUACCUACAAUUGCCGGCCGUGUGCCAUACCCGUGCCUCGCCAACAUGGAGGGUUGGUUAUCUUGACAUUACCACCAAGGCGCCCCAACAUGGCCAACACCACGACAGUCUCCAUCGCUUGGUUAAUGAAUUGGCACUGCCUCCUUUCAGUGGAACAUAGAACCGACCAUUCUCACCAAAUUCAGAACGAGACAGACUUCACCUAAACCACGAGUGUUUCUUCAAGAGACCCAAGACUCGCAAGGGAAACGAAACGGCGGCGCCAAAACGGUCCCACCUCGUGUCUCUUGCUCGGUUUUUCUAUAUACAGCCUUGUACUCCGUACCUUGUACGCCCAGCCUGCCAUCCGAGAGGACUCGGCCCCCCGUCAAAACUUCUCAAGCCUCUCCCACCCUCGCAGCUUGUCAAGCCCGUCCCUUGUUCUUCAUGCGACCGCGACUAGCGGGGGACCACGAGCAAAAGCCGUUGCUGAUCUACAACUGUUCCGGCCGCUUUUGGCACUGCAUGAUACCCCUUCUCCCCUUCUGGCGAUAACUUCGGAGCAGUUUGCUGCCCAAGAACUACUAGUUCGCAUCCUCCGCAUCCAUUUUGCAUGUUGCAGCCAGCACAAGGUAAUGUGCCAUCUGCCUCCUGGAUCGCCAAAGAUUGUUCCCUAUUCACACGGAUUAAUUACACUACGAGGCAACAUGCAAGCUGCUCCCAUAGUAUGGGAUUAAUAUGGCAUAGUAACCAUCUCGGCAGACAUGGCCGUGGUCCGGCAAAUGUGUGGGAGCGCUGCCGUGCCACACUUCAUCACUAAUCUCUGUGCCGCUUGUUUGCAAAAAGAGAAACACGUCCCAAGGAGUCCAAUGAGGCUCUUCUCCAGUCAUCGUUCCCCCGUCCCAACGAGCUCCCCGCUGGAGAUACUCACACCAUUUAGAGUUUGUAGGACCAUCACCCCCGAGUGUCAUACUCGGCAUUCCAAGCAUCUGCCACGAGGUGGUUAGUGAGAACGCCAGAGGCUUCUGCGUUCAUAUGUAUGGGUCACCCACCGAGGCUUACCGGCGAGUGUCUUUGCUCCUACAGCUACUUGCCGAUUACCUAUGAUAGCCCGUAUCUCCAACUGGCCAUACCCAGAAAUCAUGGUGGUUCGGGAAUUCGGGAUAGCUCCCACGCGAAUGAAUAGCCAUAAGUGUCGAAUCACCAAGGGCAAACCCAAGUUGGGAUGAUUGAUUCACACGUUCACUUCAACUUUCCGCACGGUCAGUGAUGCCAGCGCAGUCACAUCUUUAUCGCUUUGUUCUGUUUGUCAGCCAUCGGUGUUGAGCAAGCAAGACCGAGGAAAAAAUCAUUGCAACAGACGUUGGGGCUCGGACGGUGCAAAUCCAGAAAAAAGUCAUCGCAGGCUGAAACGGAGGUCUGGGCCAGCCCAGCUGUUAUACACCACCUCUUUCAUUUCUUUUCUGGCUAAUUUGCUCCACGGAAAUCUUUUCUCCCGUUUAUCACGCCAGAGUUGUUCCGGGACGCAUGACGAUUGGACUAUCUUUUUGAGCACGUUUAGAUACAGUAGAUAUCGUGCAGUCAGCCUCAAUCCCGAGUCACAAGUGUGACGAUCUACAUAAAAACACAACGCCUCGUCGCCUAGCUGUAUCUUUCCACACUUCGAGGUUCCGGGAAGGGGCGAGACGAGCGGAAACGUCAUGAACAGCUUCAAUUGGCAUCGUCUAUGGAUGCUCCAGUUGAGGCGAGGAUGUCAUCCAUUACAUCACAAAACAAGGCAUAACCAGCCUUGCGGUGCUUUCGUCAGAAACUAUGAACAGCGAUCGGAAUGGAUUCGAAAACAUAAAAACAUCAGAGUAUCACCAUGUGGAUUUUGCCGUCUGUUUCAACGGUUCCGUCAUACCGGAUACUACUCAAUGUCCCCAUGCUUAAGCCAACAGAUGGUCAAUCAUCCAGAUACUCUCAUGGUUUACCUUUUUACUCUGGAAACUAGGCCGCGUAAACGGCUCGGAGACUUUCACCAGUCUAGCUUGCAGUUGGAAGCCUUGUAUUGAUUGCAGGUAUGAACAUGAUGUGGCCUACUGCAUCCGACGCGAAGCAUCCUCAUUCUGGCUGCUCGACUGGUGAUAAUCCUCAAGUUGCCAUUUUCAACGAUUAAAGUCAGAGCUCUCUAAUUUCACCAACAAUACAAGCGGCCAAGCAUUUGAACGCAAUCACCCCCAAAGGGCUAGAGCGUAAGGGCAUUGUCAGGAUCGCCGAAACCAUGAUCCAGAUUCCCGGAUAGGUGCUUUGUUGAUGAGCUCGGGUACAGUUGCUAAAUUCACCAAUUCUUUUCUACUCGCCAUUCACCACGCUCCCUACCAACCUACUGGCUUAUCUGGCCCGGGAACAGCAGCAGUUGCCGCCAUUAUCACAAGACACGCAGUUUGUGGUUGCGCAGAUCGAAACACGGUGCCUGCUAUCGCCCGAACUGCAACACUGACACCACAUAUUGAGUUCAGCUACCCCGUACCGGUGAUAGGUUGAAAGUGGCGGUAUCUGAAAUCAAGUCUUGGAAGGCGGCAGACCCUCAGUUUGUUGCGCAACCCCAGGUUCUCGCGGUCAACGACUGUUCGGGUGAAGUCAUUACCCGUGGGAUAAUCAAGAGCAGUCAGCCAGUCGAGGAUUUGAACUGAUCGUCGACUCGUGUCGGCGUGUCGGUAUAAAAAAGACGGUUCUUGACGGAUGGCUACCGCACCAGGGCUGGUUUUGGUUUGAACCCGACGGAUGAUUGCGUCUUCCAAUCUCAACACCAGAGAGUUCAGAUCUGAACUGGUAGACAAGGCAGCCGCCGACACACUGCGGAGUGCAUAGUUUCCGGUCCGGGUCGAACAAGAGGAAAGAAGUGAAGCGAGCUUUGCAAUCUGGCCCAUUCGUUACAUCGGGAUCUCAACUGUUAUCCGACUACAAGCUCUCGAUUCGCCCUACUCAGUUCAGCAUGCCAGUUGCCGGUUUGCUAUUGCACACUACAAUUGCACGCCGGCCUCUAUGCAAGAUUGCGGUGAUAGCGACAGAGGAGAUGGGAGGUCCCAGCAAAUGAACGCCCAGAGCCUGUGCGUGCUAGACGGCUGCCGGGUCGAUCUGAAGCAACAUCACAACUGCAACGAUUGGCGUGGUGUUGCUCAACGGCGCAAUGUAGUCGAUCAAUCGCACAACAUUCACCUACUUGUCGGCUACCACUUCCCUCUUGCUCAGUUCACAUAUUACAAGGUACUGUGCAUUUCGGCCGU
Molecule: messenger RNA, 3666 nt
Organism: Neurospora tetraspora
Lineage: Eukaryota; Fungi; Ascomycota; Sordariomycetes; Sordariales; Sordariaceae
Exons: 1
Coding region: 39-578 (179 amino acids)
Source: RefSeq, a predicted model, not a curated record